Molecule: messenger RNA, 1949 nt
Organism: Nicotiana attenuata
Lineage: Eukaryota; Viridiplantae; Streptophyta; Magnoliopsida; Solanales; Solanaceae
Product: sarcoplasmic reticulum histidine-rich calcium-binding protein-like
Exons: 2
Coding region: 253-1599 (448 amino acids)
Biological process (GO): response to heat; regulation of abscisic acid biosynthetic process
Source: RefSeq, a predicted model, not a curated record
UGAAGAAGAACCUUAGUAUUAUGCGGAAAACAAUCGUUGUUCACUUAUACUUACUCUACGGUGUUGACUUUAUAGCCAUAAAAUUACGAAAAUUUUGUUCAACGCUCCAUUCUUCAGUAAAUAUCUCUAAAACACCCAUAUAAAUUUUCACAUUCACCAUUUUUUAUUAUCCUUCCCAUUUAAAGCACAUUUUAUUUUUCAUCAACACUCAAAAACAAAAAAAAUCAAUUUUUACUUCACUUUUUAAUAAUAAUGGACGCCCUUUUUGCAAAGGGAAAGGAAUUUCUCAGUUCCAAAGAUGACAAAGAAACUUCCGACCACCGUGACAAAGAAACUGCCGAUGAUGAUCACCGUGAAAAGAGAACUUCCGGCCACCGUGGUGGUGGCGCCAAGACCGCCGCACACAAUGACGACACAGAAACUUCCGAUGACCACCGUGAAAAGAAAACCUCCGGCCCGCGUGCAGGUGGCAAGACCGCCGCCGGAAGCGGCGGUGCCGCUGCUCAUAAUCCCAAUGAGCACAAAAAGCCAACAAAUUCUGAGCUGAUGGCUAGCGCAAAGCUGAUAGCUGAUGCCGCACAAUCCAAAUUAGGUGGCGGUGACGGCGCACAAAAAGAAUUCGACAAUGCAAAGCUUGCCGGAGCUGCCGCUGACAUUCUUAGCGCCGCCUCACACUAUGGGAAAUUUGGGGAAGAAGGAAUUGGAAAGUAUAUCGGACAAGCUGAAGAUUAUCUCCACGGUUAUGAGCUCAAAAAUUCCAAAGGCAACAAAGCUGCUGGCACCGGAACCGGCACCGGCACUGGUCCCGCAUCCAAAAAGGGUUCCGGUACUGCAGCAAACAAGGGCUUGUCGGAGCAUCGCCCAAAGGGCGAUGACGACAAUUCCAGAGAUGAUGAUGAUGGGCACGGAGAGCAUAAACGGAUGCCGAAGAAACCAUCUGGUGGCCAUGAACGUUCAGAGGAAGGUGAUCGUGAUCAUUCUGGAGGUGAACAUGGCGAACAUAUGAAGAAAGCUGAAGGGAGGUUGAAGAAGAAAUUUGGUGACAACUACGAACAUGAACGUUUAGAGGAUGAUGAUGAUCAUGCUGCAGUAGGGCACGACGAACAUAGGACUAAGGGAAAAGGAAUGUCCAAGAAACAAUCUGGUGGUGACCAUCAUGGGCAUGAACGUUCAGAGGAAGUUGAUGAUGAUGAUCACGCCGGAGGCGGGCACGGCGAACAUAUGAAAAAAGCUGAAGGGAGGUUGAAGAAAAAAUUUGGUGACAACUCCGAACAUGAACGUUCAGAAGAAGAUGAUGAUCGUUCUGGAGGUGGCUAUGGUGAGUAUCUCAAGAAAGCUCAAGGAAUGCUUAAGAAAAAGUCCGGUGACGACGAUGGUUCAGAGAAAGGUGAUGGCGAAUCCGGUGGAGGGUACGGCGAGUAUUUGAAAAAAGCUCAAGGAAUGCUUAAGAAAAAGUCCGGUGACGAAGAUGGUCCGGAGAAGGAUGAUGGAGAUUCCGGAGGUGGGUUCGGCGGUGUCAUGAAAAUGGCUCAAGGUAUGUUUAAAAAAGAUUCCGACGACGGCGACCGUAGCCCCACCAGAGAUUCUACGGAUAGGUGAGAAAAAAGGAGACUUCUUAAAGAUGGCUGGAAGUUUCUUCAAGUAAUUAUAAGAAUUAAAAAGCAUUUGAUCAAUUCUUUCGUUUCUCUUUCUAAAGUAUUAGGAUUAUUACGUAUAAUCUAUUUUCUCAGUAUCCCACUUUGUGAUAUUAUAGUGAGUUUGUUGUUGUUGUAACUAUAUAUAGUUCUAUUUCAAUUGUAAUAACGGACAACAUGUAUCGGGUAGCUCGAAGCUGCCAUGCAAUAAUACAUGUCAAGUAGAAUAGAUCAAUGUACAAUUUUUGAUUAGAUUCAAGUUUUUUUUGGGGUGUAAACUUAAAUAAAUUAACUAUCUCACACUUUUUAAUUUCA